This is a messenger RNA of Rhodamnia argentea, 1638 nucleotides long. Its product is annotated as putative disease resistance protein RGA3. The transcript has a single exon. The record is from RefSeq and is a predicted model, not a curated record. Bases 1 to 1638 code for a protein of 545 amino acids. NCBI's taxonomy places the organism in Eukaryota, Viridiplantae, Streptophyta, Magnoliopsida, Myrtales, Myrtaceae. Gene Ontology annotation, molecular function: ADP binding. Gene Ontology annotation, biological process: defense response to other organism.
AUGGGAGACCCCUUUGGCAUCACACAGGAGGUGCUUGGGAAGCUAAGAUCCCUCGCCAUCCAAGAAGCAGUUGCGAUUUAUGGUGUCGAGGGCCAAAUCAGCGAGCUUAGAGAGACGUUGACUGCCAUCAAGGCAGUGUUGUCGGAUGCGGAGGAGCAACAGACGAAGAAGCACGGCCUGCAAGUGUGGCUAGAUCAGCUUCAAGAUGUAUUGUACGAUGCGGAGGAUGUGCUUGAUGAACUCGAGUGCGAAGCCUUACGAAAGAAGGUGAUAAGUCGCUAUGGGGGCAUCAAAGAGAAGGUAUAUCGCUUCCUUUCCCUCUCUAAUCCACUCAUAUUUCGUGUGAAAAUCAGUCAUAAAAUCAAGGCGAUUCAGGAGAGAUUAUCCAGAAUUUCUGCCGAUAAAGAUCAAUUCGAUCUUUUCCGGAGUGAUGACAAUAGUGAGGCACAUAUGCCACUACGAGAGAUCACUGACCCGUUUGUAAGGAAGUCGAAUAUCGUCGGAAGAGAUAGUGAUAAAGAAAUGAUAAUUGAGAUGUUGUUGCCUUCGGUAGAUGACAAAAACAUCUCGGUGAUUCCCAUUGUUGGAAUAGGAGGUUUGGGCAAGACGACCCUAGCAAAAGUAGUUUACAAUGACGACAGGGUGAAAGAGCAAUUUGAAUUGCGAAUAUGGGUGUGUGUGCCCGAGGACUUUGACCUCAAGAAAAUCAUUGAAGAGAUCAUUAAACAUGCAACUGGUCAAAGUAUGAGUGACGUUGAUAUUCGGCAGUUGCAAACUCAUUUGCUAGACAUCAUCAAAGACAAGAAAUAUCUACUUGUCUUGGAUGAUGUAUGGAGCAAUGACCACAGGAAAUGGAAAAAAUUGAGAGAUUUGCUCAGUGAAGGAGCUAGUGAAAGCAAGAUAAUUGUGACAACACGCAAUUCAGAAGUUGCUUCCAUAAUGGGUACCCAUCCAGCACAUAAUCUAAAAGGUCUUUCUCAUGAAGACUCUAUGGCCCUGUUGAAAAAAUGUGCCUUUGACGAAAAAGAAACGCAACCACGUCUCGAUCUCCUUGAGAUUGGAAAAGACAUUGUCGCAAAAUGUCAAGGAGUUCCUCUCCUUGUGGAAACUCUGGGGAGCCUACUGAAUUCAAAGGAUGAUGUUGGGGACUGGAUUCGUAUAAGGGAUAGUGAAACAUGGGAGUCAGCGGAAGCGAAAGAGGAUAUUUUGCCGGUUCUUAAGCUUAGCUAUGUUCAUUUACCCUCUCACUUAAAGCAAUGUUUUCCUAUCUUGUCACUUUUCCCCAGAGGAGUUCAAUUCCAGGCCUGGCAUUUAAUUGGGCUAUGGAUGGCUUUAGGACUCAUUAGUUCAAAAAGCGAAAAACUAGCACCGGAAGACAUUGGUGUUGAGUAUGUCAAAGAGUUGCGGAGGAGAUCUUUGAUCCAAGAUGUUGAGGAGCAAGGAACAGUAUUAUUUUUUAAAUUGCACGAUUUGGUCCAUUCUCUUGCAACGAAUGUGGGACAACAAUAUUGUUUGACUGUUGACUUAGAUACUCCAGAGAUUUCAGAAAAAAUUCAAUGCAUUUCGCUCCCUAACGGUUCGUUAGAGGGAAUCUCAAACUACGAUGGAGUCCCAUCUUUUCUGGGAAAGAAAACUUAA